AUGACCAACUCCUACCUAAAACAGUAUUUACAAAGGAACAUCACGCGAAUUAGCGCAGCCUUCUGUGAUGUGGAUUAUUUGCCGCAGGCACAAUCACUCCCUGGACAUGCAUCCAAGUUCACGCAGAUACAUGGACGACUAGGGUACAAAACAUAUAAGGAGCAAUUCCUCUGGCUUUCGUCGACAUUUCUUCAUCCUUAUAACAGCACCAAUAUUUCUCAGUCGUUCAAUCGCAAUGAAUGCAAUCAAUGGGGCAGUUCUUACGACAGCCAUUCUCCUCAAAUUUCUCUUAUUGAUAUAUUUUUUCCCGGUCUCAGUCUGGCUUCUGCCCCGGUACAGCAGCUCCUUGCCGGCAACGUGGACAGCUACACUCGACUCCUAUGUACCUUGGGAGUGUUUGUCCUCUUCACCCGCUACGCAAUUCACUAUUUUUGGGAACUAGUGAGAAGCUACUUCACUUCAACACUUCAUGUCUCAUAUUAUGACGAAGCGUACGAUAUGCUGGUCGAUUGGAUAGCUCAGCAACCGUUCGUCCACAAUGCCCAGUCAUUAAUAGCUCGUGUGCGAUCUCCACAGCGGACAAUCAUCCAAAACCAAGCGAAGAAAAAACCUUUGACAUUUUCUCCCUGGGAUGGGUCUUUUCCUUUCUGGUAUAAAGGGCAUCUGCUCAUCCUUCAUUGCGCGGCCAAGGACCAUCGAGAAGACAUUUAUAUCUCCUCUAUUGGCCUUUACCCAAACAUUCUCAAAGAGCUUGUUGAAGAGUGUCGAGGAACAUAUCUCAACAACAUUAACAAAAAAAUCACCGUCUUUGAGCACCGUGAAGGGGACUGGAAGAAAACGAGGCUGAGAGCAAUUCGACCCAUCUCUACAGUUAUCAUGGACAAGAAAGUUCAGGAUGAUCUUCUGAGAGAUGUGAAGGAUUUUCUGGGUGAAGAUACACAAAAAUGGUACGCCGACCGCGGAAUCCCCUACCAACGAGGCUACCUUUUACAUGGACCUCCCGGGGCCGGAAAAUCCAGCUUCAGUCUCUCACUGGCGGGGGAAUAUGAACUGGAUACGCUUCAACUGUCAGGUAUUUCCGACAGCAAGCUGAUGAAGCUAUUUGCUGAGCUUCCGCCGCACAGUAUCGUUCUCCUGGAAGAUGUCGAUGUCGCCGGGAUGGGCCGAAGAGACGAUGUGGAUACAGAUCAGGAGAACAAUCCAGGCCCUGGAGUUACCCUAUCCGGCCUUCUCAAUGUUCUUGAUGGUGUGUCAUCUCAAGAAGGUCGGGUGCUCAUCAUGACGACCAAUCAUAUCGAACACCUUGACGAAGCACUUAUUCGGCCUGGCCGGGCAGACAAAAAAGUGUAUUUCAAGCUUGCCGAUAGGAAAAUUUCCGCUCAACUUUUUCAAACAGUCUUCAAGCAGACGCCUGACCACAAGCAAGCCAAGAAACAAUUCGGCGGCGAGACAAUUGAGAGGCUUGCUAACAACUUUGCUUCCAAGGUGCCAGAUGAAGUUUUCAGUCCAGCCGAUGUUUUGUCGUUUCUAUUGGAGCAGAAAAACUCACCCUUUGAUGCUGUUGCUGAAGUUGAAAACUGGGUGGCGAAGGCGAAGACAGCGAGCCCACUGAAGAGAGAGGGUUCUUGGGUAGAAGAAGGGCGCUAA
This is a messenger RNA of Penicillium alfredii, 1647 nucleotides long. RefSeq names its product BCS1 and AAA domain-containing protein. The transcript is spliced from 3 exons. The coding region runs from base 1 to 1647 and encodes 548 amino acids. Gene Ontology annotation, biological process: mitochondrial respiratory chain complex III assembly; protein insertion into mitochondrial inner membrane from matrix. The record is from RefSeq and is a predicted model, not a curated record. Lineage: Eukaryota; Fungi; Ascomycota; Eurotiomycetes; Eurotiales; Aspergillaceae. Gene Ontology annotation, molecular function: ATP binding; ATP hydrolysis activity. Gene Ontology annotation, cellular component: mitochondrial inner membrane.